AGGAAAUUUUGUUAAUGUGAAGAAAAUAACUUUAUACACUAGUAUACUGUGGAAUAUUUUUAUUACUGCUACAUCUGAACUUAAAACUUAUUUAAAACUACUGAAGAAUUUGAAUUAAUUGAUGGAUAUUCUGAUUAAUAAUAUUUUAAAAAUAUUGAGUGUUGAUUAAGAAAUCGUGUAUUUUGAAUUUUUACCAACUGUAGAUUUUGUGACAGUAUUUUAAAGAGAUUUAUUUGUGUUGUAACUAUUUAUUUUGUGAAUUUAAAAUGACUGUUUAUCAGCCUACGACCGAAUCAAAUCCAGCUGAAAGAGAAACCAACUACACGUUCACUCUUAUAUUCAGCACAUUUGUUGCUGUAUUAGGAAAUUCAUUUCUUUAUGGAUACAACAUCGGAGUAGUAAAUACACCGGCUUUGAUCAUUCAAGAAUUUUAUCGCAAGGUGUAUUUUGAGAGAGCUGGUGGAAACUAUGGCAACCUUCAAGACUUCGACAAGCAACUGAUCAGCAAGAAUUUGACGUUUGAAAAUGGAACCCUCCGUGCUAACCAAUCAGAAAUCGAUGAUCUCUCGGAUAAAUUGGGUGUCGAUCAUGCACUUUUGUUGGAGAAAUGGGAGAUUGAAUUAUUGUGGUCUACAACCGUUGCUGCAUUUGUCUUAUUUGGAAUGAUAGGCGCUUUUACUUCCGCAAAGGUCGCUGACUUUUUUGGCAGGAAGAAGGGUAUGAUUGUCAUUACAUUUGUUAUGUUUAUUGCCGCCAUUUUUGGCGGAAUAACGAAAGUUGCAGCCUCACCAGAAUGUCUGAUUAUAUCCCGUAUCUUUGUUGGUCUUCAUUCCGGUCUAAAUGUGAGUUUAGCUGCCUUGUAUUUGGCGGAGAUUUCUCCCAAGAAGAUUCGUGGAGCUAUCGGAACUUGUCAUCAAUUGGCUAUUACUGUUGGUAUCCUAUCCUCCCAGAUUCUCGGAUUAAACGAACUUCUUGGUACUGUGGACUUAUGGCCGUGGUUGUUUGCGUUCAAUGCCAUACCUCUCUUCAUACAUCUUGUCUGUUGGCCAUUGUGUCCUGAAAGUCCAAGAUAUUUACUCAUUAAGAAAAAUGAAGAGCAAGAAGCUACCAUUGCUUUAAGAAAAUUACGAGGCUAUGAUGACGUGGAGGAUGAAAUAGAAGAAAUGAGAAUUGAAUCAAAGAGAUCUGUCAGUGGUACGAACUUCUCCAUGCAUCAAUUAUUGACGACCCCAGAACUACGAUUCCCAACUGUUGUUGCUUGUUUACUUCAAGUUACCCAACAAUGGUCUGGUAUCAACGCUGUCAUGUCGUAUUCUACUUUCAUUUUUGGACAAGCUCAAGUACCAACUGAAAAGAUUGGUUAUGUUAUUGUGGGUACUGGUUCUAUCAAUGUCUUGUGUACGGUCAUAGCUGUACCUUUAAUGGAGAAAUUAGGAAGACGUCCCUUGUUAUUAUGGCCGAUGUGUAUGAUGGCUAUUUCUUUCUUGUUGAUGACCGUUUUUAUUAAUCUACAAUUUAACGUUGAUUUAGUCGAACACCAUUCGACAUUCGCUAUGAUUUGUAUCGUUCUCAUGCAUAUAUACGUUAUAGGUUUCGCCCUUGGUCUUGGACCGAUCCCCUUCAUCCUUGUGUCGGAGAUCUUCCGUCAGGAGCCGCGAGCUGCAGCCAUGAGUCUGUCUACCGCUUUUAACUGGAUUUGUAACUUCGUUUUGAUGUUGGCUUUCCCCUUUAUGAAGGAUGGAUUGGGGGCCUAUACGUACCUGCUGUUCACUAUAAUAUUAGCAGCCGCAGUAGUCUUUAUAUUUUUCUUUGUUCCCGAAACCAAAAAUAGAACCUUCGACGAAAUCGUUGCUUCCCUCGGUCUGACCCGUGGACGUGGUCCAAAAAGUUCGUACAAAUUUCCUGAUGAAGCAGAACUUCAACCAAUGGGAGAAAAGGUGUAAAUGUGUGUUUUCUUUUAGGAUAAUUAUUAAAAAAUAUUAUUAAAAACUGGUCAGAGAUUGUCGCUGCAGAGUUGGGAUUAGAAGAGCAUGGGAAAAAAAUUGGAUUAAACUGGGUAGCCAUGUAGUGCGCACGCAUAUUGAAUGAUUAUAUAGUUCUCUGGUUUCAAUGUGUAUUUUAAUUGAAUGACCAGAUCUCUAAUAAACGAGGGUAUUGUAGUAAACCAUAGCAUUUACACACUCAAACAAAAAGAAUUUUUGAAAAACAAAUGGUCAUUUAUAAUUGUAUUUUCCAAAUUCAUUGUCGAAAGAGAAAAAUGUACGUUUAGCAAUUAUAUUAAUUUAAAACAUUUUUGACAUAGAAAUAUAGGCUAUAUUUGUACAGUUUUGAAACAUAAAACUAAGAAAUAGAAAAAGUAGGUAUUUGGCAUGAGUCGUAUUCGUAGGAUCCUUAUGACCAAGAUUCCAACCUCGUUAAACUUACUUAUUCUUGAUUAUAAUAAGGGGGAUAAGUGGUGAGACGUUCAGUAUAUCGAAUAAUCAGCUCAAAUUUAAAAAAAAGUGGCAUGGGUUAUCUCAGUGACAUGAAGGGUUAUCUCAGUGGCAUGGGGUAUCCCAGUGACAUGGGAUAUCCAAGUGGCGUGGGUUAUCCCAGUGAUAUGGGUUAUCCAAAUGGCAUGGGGUAUCCGAGUGACAUGGGUUAUCUCAGUGGCAUGGGUUAUCCCAGUGACAUGGGUUAUCUCAGUGACAUGAGUUAUCCCAGUGGCAUGGGUUUACCUCAAUGUUGUGUGGAAACAUAAAAACAAAAUUUCAAUGAAAUUUCGAUAGCAAAUCCCACCACUGUGUAAAAGUCCUUCCUUCGACCAAAAACCUAAAGAAAUUGCCACUUGAGUCUCGCGAACAAUGCUUCAUUUAAAACUUCAACACUUUAAAACUUAAAAUUUUUUAAGACGAGCAACCACGUACUCUUUGUUUUUAAAUUAUUCGUUUUCCCGAGGUAACAGGAAGCAAAAUUUGUCAUAUGUGUUUACAAAGAUAAAAAUUGAAACUGUCGUGGUCAUACUGAGGUACGAUAACAUGAGAUAUAAAUUCGGGUGUUAAUCAUAUAGUCCAUUAUCCCCCUUAUUUUAAAGUCUCUGAAUGUCAUAUGAGGAAUUGGGGAAUCCCUUACAAAAUACAAUACUGUACAAGUCAAAUCACUAAAAGAGAUAUCGGGCCAAAAAUCGUUCAAUUCUGCUUAAGAUUAAUAAAGAUGUGAUGACAUUCAGCAUCCGAUAUAAACUGCUGAUAAAACUAAAAUCUCUUGAUGGUUCUCUUUAAAUUCAUUUCAAUCCAAUUCCGUUGAUUUUGUUGUUUAAUUAAAUUUUAAUUAAUGAACGCGAGUACAUUUUAGCAUGGAUAAAACUUGAGAAAACUUUGAUACCCAAUAAAAAGGCAAAAGGCAUGCAGAGACUUUAAUGAAAUACCGUCACCAUCUUCAUUACAACCUCAAACCAGAUGAUCGUUUAUUUGUUGGUUUUUUUUUUUAGAUAGUUUGUUGAAUUAUUAAUUGAUUUUUGAUUUGAUUUGAUUUAAAUUUAAAAAUUGAUGAGGAGUUAAGUUUGCACCUGAGAGACCCUGAUUGAUCAUUGACCUAUGAUUUUUUAGUCAAUAUGUUUUGUGUGUGUGUGCGUUUUUUUUUGUGUUUUAAUUAAAUUCUGUGAUUUGAUACAAUUGUUAAAAUGUAUAAAAUUGUUUGAUGUGUUUCAAAUCAAGUGGGUGUUAAAAAAUUUAAUGAUUUUGUGGUUGAUUUUACAUUUUUGAUGUGAUUUUGAGGAUUUAGAGUGGUUGCUAUAGCAAUAAUAGCCUUAUUUUGAUUUGACUUCUAUAGCGGCCAUAUUGGGUUCACCGUGGUUUCUAUAGUAACAUAUUAAAGAUAUGCUUUGUGGGAUUCUUUUGAUAAAAAAAAUUUGUUUUAAACUAAGUCAAAAACACAUAAAAACAAAAUGUAAAUAAUAUAUAUGUUUAAAAAUAUUUUUUUCUUCUUCUCUUGCUUGACUUUUAUUUUAAUUUGCAUUUAUCCAUAUUUGUAUGUCAAUUUUACCAAGAAAAAGAUGUUUUUUACAGGUAUUGUAAGGCAUUAGAAUUUCAGGUACAAAUUUUAUUUUUUAUUAUGAAAAUGAUUUUUAUAUUGCCUUGAAAUUGUUUAUGGAAAAUAAAAAUAGAAGCAAAAGAUUUAGACUUGGUAUUGGUGGAUUUGGACUUGGCAGUGGAGGAUUUAGCCUACUUGCCAGUGCCAUGUUUUAAUUUGGUUAUGCCCUAAGCUUGAUAAAGUUUACUUGAUAGAUAUAUGUACUUAAUUAGAAUGAGAAUUUUGUACUAAUUUUACUAUGUAUAUAUGCUGAAAUAGCUACUGGUUGUGAUAUAACACGGCAGUUGUAAAUAACUUCUUCAUUAGACCUUCAUUGGAAUUUGAUAUACAUGUAACAGUAGGCCGCAGCGCUGCUGUCCGCCCAGUCGGAGCAGUUUGAUGUUAAACCCCAUUUCAUUUUAUUUCUGGCAGUUGAAUAUAAGAGUAGGUUGCAGUGCUGCUGUCUGGGUAAAAUUUCCAGUCAAAGCAGGACAGUGGUAUGUUAAACCCUAUUUAUAUCCAAUAGCUGAUGGUAAACCCCUAUUUCAUUUCCGACUUUACCCUUUUGUGUGUUUUCUCAAUCAGUAACCCUUACAGUAUAAGAUACUACAUCUAUGAUCAUUUUUACUUCCAUUAAUUGUUAAUUAAGCAUACAUUUGUCAAAUUGAUUAUAAUGUUUAUCUUGUUAAUUGUCCUGUUAAUUGUUUAAUUAAUUAUUGUCUUAUUUAAGAUUCUGAUCUUUAUUUUUAAGUUCUUAAAGUUUUAGACCUAUUUUUAGUUUUGAUAGAAAUAUAUUGGUGCUCUUUUAUUUUUUUAAACAUAAAGUUUUUUAAAAAUUUAUAUUUUUGGAUAUAUUUUUCGUUUGAAGAUUUUAAUGUUAAAAUUCACCUUUACAGAGGUUUAUCGUACAUGCACAUCAGUAAUAUUACAUUGAUAGAUAGUCCAAAACAAAUUUAAAAAUAAAAGAUUGACUCAAAUUAAAGAUGGCAUAAUUGCUUACAAAGGAUUAUCAUGUAUGCACCAUCAGUAAUAUUACAUUUAUAAAUAUUCCAAAACAAAUUCAAAAAUAAAAAAUUGGCUCAAAUUAAAAAUGGCAUCAUUGUUUAAAUCCUUUAGAUCUAAAUAAAGUUACUUCUAAAUUAUUUAACAUACAAACACGUAUGUCACGGGAGUUUGGAGGUAUGAUAAUAAAAUCCGCAUUAUAUUAAUAGAACUAGUGAAGUAACAUUAUACACAUGGUAGGGGAUAUACUUUUAUAAACAUAAAACGUUCCGUACCCAAUAUAAAAUAUUUCUAAGUGUAAAUUCUAGUCACAAGAUCUCUGAUGAGCGCAACAAUGUCCGAACACUUGGCAAAUGAUAUAAUAUUUAAAAGAAAAAUGAAUGAAUUCGCAGACUGCUAUUCGACAGAAAUAUUAAAUUUAUGAUGAAUAUCAGGACUGUAAUACUAUCCUAGGGCCAAAUACAACAUUUUCUGAGAAUCUUAAUAUUGAAACUUAGCAUGGCUGAAUUUUUUUGUUUGCCAAGUGUAAGGUCUAGACUUGUAGAACUUAAAAAUAUGAAAUCAAACAUCAUAGAAGGUGUGCAAGGGUUGUCAAACAUCAUAGAAGGUGUACAAGGGUUGAUUAAUGAAUGAUUAAUCACACAAUGUAGAACGCGAAAGAAUUAACAAAGUUGUUUCUUUCUUAGGCCAAGCCAAUUUUUACUUAUUUGGGAAUUGGUCAAUAAAAUUUCAAAACUUAAAAAUUUGGAACUAAAAGCUAUUGAGGAGCGCAAUCAAGAACUUUUGGUUUUUAAUUAUUUUAUGUCCUUCCAAGAAAUGGGAAGUCAUUUUGGCGUGGCCUUAAUUGAAAUGAUUGUGUCAGAGAGCAGUCAACUACCUCAAUGAGCCUAGAUUUUAUGUAUCUGUGUUUUUACUUGAGUUACCGUAAAUCUUACAGAUCAAAGAACAACAAUAUUCUGGAACGGAUCAGGAAUCAGAUUCACAAAAACUUCUAAAACAUUUUAAGAAUUCAGCUUUUCAAUUGGAUAUAAAAAGAGCUAAAAUUUGUACUAGAAUUUUAAAUCUCAACCAAUGAAAUGCCUGAAUCCUGAAAAUAUCAUAGUUUAAGUUUUUGUGAAAAAAAACCUGGAAGCUUUCUUCAUAUGUUGUUGAUUUCAAGAAAUCAGAAUCUUUAUACAAAACAGUCGUGAUUGAGUCUGGUGAUUGAUUCAUAAUUAUUGGAUGUAAAAGUAUGUGCAUAAAUUAGUGAUUGGAUGUAAAAGUCUAUGAUAUUUCUACAUGCAUGAAAUUAAUGACUGGAUGUAAAAGUCUAUGAUAUUUCCAUGUGCAUGAAAUUAAUACCUAGAUGUAAAAGUCUCUGAUAUUUCUAAGUGCAUGAAAUUAUUCACUAGUUGUAAAAGUUUAUGAAAGUUUUCGAUGCAUGAGAUAAAAGUCGUAUAAAUUGUAAGAAAUAAACAAGAAUAAACGUUGUUUUAGGUGAAAAAUAAAUUUGUAUUGGCCUGAUCUAUUCUUAAUACAGUUUGGCCAUCAGCCCUUUUUAUAUACUUUAAUUAUUUUAAAUGGGAAAUUAAAGGCCAUUAUUUACGAAAUAUUUAUUUAUAUUUCUUGUAUUUCAAAUAUUAAAAGCAUGAUGUCUGCUUUGCGGUAACUAAAAUUGUUAUAUUUAUUUUAAAUGAAGAUUUAUUAUCUGUUAAUGUUGAUUUCAAAUCCAUUUUUAUAACUUACAUCUCUUGUAUAAAUGAUGUUAAAUAAUUAUAUAUAAUUGUAUAAAAACAGGAAUUUUUUUCCGAGCUACUGGGUUCAUAAAAACUGUCUCAAUUAAGACCAAAUAGAUUAUAUGAAAUCAUUGAAUAAUUGUGUUAAUAUGAGCAUUUAAAGCCUAUCAAUGUUUUAUAACCGAUUUGUUUAAAAAAGAACAUUAUGAUCUACCAGCACUAGAUAAUGAUUCAAAAGAUGACAUUUUUAUACAAAAGGAAUGGAAAUUGUUAGGAGUUGGGACCCAUACGAAUGCUUAAUUCAAUGUACAAUUGGCUCAUCUAAAAUACAUAGGCCUUAAAAAUCAUUUGAUGUGUCAAGGCCUUGAUAUAUAUAUAGGCCUACGUGUAAUUGUGAAUGUGUAUGGGUGGACUUGUCAAUAAGUCACAUGUAGAUAAUAAGUUUGGUGUAAGAAAGGGGGGACAACUGCACAAUUACUUACCAUUGCACAAUCACCACUGCUUAGUACUUCAGGAAGGAGAUCAUUUGUCAUUUUGAGCCAUGAUUCACUAUUGUAGUUAUACUCUACCUGCUACCAUUACAAAAAAGGGUGAUCCACAUGGCUUGUGAUGGCUAAUGGUGUUAACAAUCUGAUUUAAACACAGAUCCUAUUUCGUCUCAUUUUGUAUAGUUUAAAAUUUCGUUUUACUUGUCUUUACUACACUAGUAUCUGGAAGAGUUGUUAUAUAACCGGUGUUCUGGAUGAUGUGAAGGAUUAGCCAAUGAAACGGUCUGUUACGGCGAGUUUUUGGUGUGAGGUGCACAGAACUGUGGGUAACCCACUUGAAACAUCAACACUGAUUGGUUAAUCAAAUGUCUGACAUCAUAGGGUCAAAAGCCGCUCGUAUUACCCCUGAUGCAACCUUCCACUAAAACCGGUCAGAUCUUCAUGUAGUAGAGACCAUCGAAAGUAUAAAAAAACCAAAAUGAAAUAUAGAUCUGUAUUUUAAUCAGAUAGGGGAAACUUUAUAUUGUAUGCUGAAUAAGUGUGUCAAGGGGAAUAACUCUUUUAGAUGUGUCCCCCCUCACCAAUUCUCUGAUAGUAAAUGAAAUGAACUACUAAUAAGAAUGUAUAGAAGAAUAAUAUAUAAGCAUUUUAUAUAUAUGAAUAUAUUAUUGUGUAAUAUGAUGUGUUAUAUAAAAUAAAAUAAUAAAUGGUUUUAAAAUUA
This is a messenger RNA of Patella vulgata (common limpet), 7976 nucleotides long. Its product is annotated as solute carrier family 2, facilitated glucose transporter member 1. Gene Ontology annotation, cellular component: membrane. Bases 267 to 1943 code for a protein of 558 amino acids. Gene Ontology annotation, biological process: monosaccharide transmembrane transport. The transcript is spliced from 11 exons. The record is from RefSeq and is a predicted model, not a curated record. NCBI's taxonomy places the organism in Eukaryota, Metazoa, Mollusca, Gastropoda, Patellidae. Gene Ontology annotation, molecular function: hexose transmembrane transporter activity.